Molecule: messenger RNA, 472 nt
Organism: Cimex lectularius (bed bug)
Lineage: Eukaryota; Metazoa; Arthropoda; Insecta; Hemiptera; Cimicidae
Product: pupal cuticle protein 20-like
Exons: 3
Coding region: 31-387 (118 amino acids)
Source: RefSeq, a predicted model, not a curated record
UCAUUCAGUGCUUGAAAGGACAUCGGAAGAAUGAAGCUCCUCGCGUUGGUCUGCGUAGCAAUUAUCUUGAGUGAAGCUCAUUCAGCUCCACAAUUCGGACAGUUAUUCAACACACUGGGAAGUGCAGCAUCCAAAAUUUUGAACUUCCGAAGCGAUAAUAGAGGCGCCGAUGGCUACGAUUUUUCAUUCGAAUCUGACGAUGGGACGAAACGAGAGGAAAAAGGAGAAUUUGUUAACGGAGUAUGGACAGUGAAGGGUGUCUCUAUGUGGCGAUCUCCCGAUGGGAUGAUGCACAGGACGACGUACACGGCAGACGAUAACGGAUAUAACGCAAUCGACGAAAAAGGAGCAUUCAGCGCAGGAGCUUUGGCCUCUUUGGCAGGAUAACUCGUACCACACUACCUCGAUAUUAAAUUUUUUGUUUUUGUUUUGUUUUUAGAAAAAAAUCUUGAAAAAAAAAACACCAAAUGAA